AUGCUUCUUCGCGCGAAAAAGUCGAUGAACAAAGGGUGGGGCGCGUUCCAGGAGGGCCUCAAGCGCGCGAUGGGCGACCCCGACGCGGGCGAUUCUCCGUCCUCAGAGAAGGAGUCGUCGCAGGGCGAGCAGGGCGCGAAAAAGGAUCGGGGGGAGAAGCACGGCGGCAACAACGGCGGGGGGCCGGGCGAGGGUCCGGACCCCGUGGGCCCGAACGCGUCGGGCAUCCUCGCGCUCCUCGCGCUCUUCGUCGCGGUCCGCGUCGCCAGCCACCUCAUGGAGGGCCAGCAGCGCACCGAGAUCACCUUCCAACACUUUUACAAAGACCUGCUCGCCAAGGGCAAGGUCGUGCGGCUCGAGGUCGCCAACCAGCGCCAGGUCAAGGUCUACACGUCCAGCGAGGCCGCCGACGGCGGAGCCUCCGCCCACGCCCCGGGCGGCCGCUUCACGCACUUCUUCAACAUCGGGAGCGUCGACGCGUUCGAGCGCCGCCUCGAAGAGGCCAUGGAGACCCUCGGGUACCACCCCGAGGACCAGAUCCCCGUUGCGUACACGCGCGAGACGGACUGGCUCGGCGAGCUGCUGUCGAUCGUCCCCACGCUGCUCCUGUUUGGGCUUGGGUUCUUCGCGAUGCGGCAAGCGGGGCGGUCCCUGGGGUCGUCCCUGGGGCAGAUGGGCCGCGGGGGCCGCGGGGGGCCCGGGGGCAUGUUCGGGAUGGGCAAGGCGAACAUCACGGUGUGGGACCCGAAGAGCGUGAAGGACCCGGUGACGUUUGCGCAGGUGGCCGGGUGCGACGAGGCGAAGGAGGAGAUCAUGGAGUUCGUGUCGUUCCUGAAGGACCCGGAACGGUACAAGGAGCUCGGCGCGAAGAUCCCCAAGGGUGCGCUGCUGACGGGUCCGCCGGGGACGGGCAAGACGCUGCUCGCGAAGGCGACGGCGGGCGAGGCCGGCGUUCCGUUCUUCUCGAUCUCGGGCUCGGACUUCAUGGAGAUGUUCGUCGGCGUGGGGCCGUCGCGCGUGCGCGACCUCUUCAGCCAGGCGCGACAGUCCACGCCGUCCAUCAUCUUCAUCGACGAGAUCGACGCCAUCGGGCGCGCGCGCGGCCGCAUGCGCGCCGGCGGCAACGACGAGCGCGAGUCCACGCUCAACCAGCUACUCGUGGAGAUGGACGGGUUCAACACCAAGGAGGGGAUCGUGGUGCUGGCGGGGACGAACCGCGCGGACAUCCUCGACAAGGCGCUGCUGCGGCCGGGGCGCUUCGACCGGCAGAUCGGCGUGGACCGGCCGGACGUGAAGGGGCGCGAGGCGAUCUUCCGCGUGCACUUGAAGAACGUGCGCACGGACCAGGACGCCGAGUUCUACUCGGAGCGGCUGGCGGCGCUGACGCCCGGGUUCGUGGGCGCGGACAUCGCGAACGUGUGCAACGAGGCGGCGCUCGUCGCGGCGCGGCGCGGCAAGUCGCUGGUGACCCUGGAGCACUUCGAGGCUGCGGUGGACCGCGUGAUCGGCGGGCUGGAGAAGAAGAACCGCGCGAUCUCGAAGAAGGAGCGCCGGACCGUCGCGUACCACGAGGCCGGCCACGCCGUCGUCGGGUGGUUCAUGGAGCACGCCGAGCCCCUGCUCAAGGUGUCGAUCGUGCCGCGCGGGAGCGCCGCGCUGGGCUUCGCGCAGUACCUGCCGAGCGAGGACGUGCUCAAGACGCGCGAGCAGCUCGAGGACAUGACGUGCAUGACGCUCGGGGGGCGCGCCGCGGAGGAGAUCUUGAUCGGCGCAGUGUCGACCGGCGCGCAGAACGACCUCGAGAAGGUCACGCAGAUGGCGUACGGGAUGGUGUCGGUGUACGGGUUCAGCGAGGCGGUCGGGCUGCUGAGCUUCCCGGGGCAGGAGGGGCAGCUGGACAAGCCGUACUCCCCCGAGACGGCGCAGCUCAUUGACGAGGAGGCGCGGGCGAUCGUGAACCGGUGCUACGGGCGGACGAAGGAGCUGAUCGAGAGCAAGAGGGACCUCGUCGCGAAGCUCGCCGAGGCGCUCCUGGAGAAGGAGGUCCUCUCGCUCGACGCGCUCGAGGAGAUCCUCGGCCCGCGGCCCUUCCAGCGCGCCGAGCGCGCAAACAUCGACAAGUACCGGAGUGGCUUCGCGGGCACCCCCGGCGGCGCAGCGACGCCCGGGAAGGCCGCCGAGUCCGACCGCGGGGGCGACAGCAGCAUCCCGGACCCCGCCGUCGCCGCCGUGUCCGCCGACGCGCCGCCCACGUGGCGGUGA
Molecule: messenger RNA, 2262 nt
Organism: Pedinophyceae sp. YPF-701
Lineage: Eukaryota; Viridiplantae; Chlorophyta; Pedinophyceae
Source: the annotation of a GenBank genome assembly